AGUAACUCCCAAAAAUUCACGAGGAUGAAUUUUAAGACUAGAAAAAAUGACCAAUUUAAAGGUCACAAAGGCAAGAUUUUCCGGAAGAAAUUGUAUAGCUCGAAGCGAAAUAAUCGGAACAUCAUCGAUGAGGAAAUCGAACAGCUUCAGGAAAAGUUAAACGCGUUUGAAGUUUCAAAAAGUAGCCUAUUCACUGACUUUCCAUUAUCAAAGAAAACAUUAAAAGGAUUAUGGGCAUGUAAUUUUGAGAAACCAACAGACAUACAGAGAGAGUCCAUAGGUCUGGCAUUAAAUGGAAAUGAUAUUCUUGGUGCAGCAAAGACAGGAUCAGGGAAAACAUUGGCUUUUAUUAUACCAGUUUUAGAGUGCCUAUACAAACUAAAAUGGUCAAACUAUGAUGGACUUGGUGCUUUAAUUAUAUCCCCUACCAGAGAACUUGCCUUCCAGACAUUUGAAGUGCUGAAAAAACUUGGCAAGUUUCAUGAUUUCUCGGCUGGUCUUGUGAUCGGAGGCAAGCCGCUGAAGGAAGAAGCUGGCCGGAUAAAUCGUACAAACAUUGUUGUAUGUACUCCUGGUAGAUUGUUACAACAUAUGGAUGAAACUACCUACUUCUCAGCAGAUAAUCUAAAAAUACUUGUUUUGGAUGAGGCAGACAGAAUACUGGAUCUUGGUUUUGCACAGACUAUGAAUGCUAUAAUAGAAAACCUCCCUUCAGAAAGACAAACAUUACUGUUUUCAGCUACACAGACUAGGUCGGUGAAGGAUUUAGCUCGGCUCAGUUUACAGGAUCCGAUGUAUGUGUCUGUACAUGAGAAUGCCACAGAGAGUACACCAGCACAGCUAGAGCAGAGUUAUAUUGUGUGUGAGCUACAUGAUAAACUGAAUUUGCUGUGGUCAUUCCUGAAGAAUCAUCUCAAAUCAAAGAUAUUAGUGUUUCUUACCAGUUGUAAACAGGUAAAAUAUAUACAUGAAGCAAUGAGACAUUUAAAGCCAGGGAUACCAAUAUUUGCCCUACAUGGAGGCAUGCCACAGCUGAGACGCGUGGAGGUAUAUAACCAAUUUAUGUGGAAGCAGAGGGUCUGUCUGUUUGCCACUGAUAUAGCAGCUAGAGGACUUGAUUUUCCAGCUGUUAACUGGGUUGUACAGUUAGACUGUCCGGAGGAUGCCAACACAUACAUACAUCGUGUAGGCCGUACUGCCAGGUAUGAGAAGGAUGGGGAAUCAUUGCUUGUGUUGCUGCCUUCUGAGGAGGAGUUUAUGAUUAAACAACUAACAGAUAAAAAGAUUCCUAUAGAGAAAAUCAAGGUGAAUCAACAACGGUUAUACCCUAUACAAUCAAAACUGGAGGCCAAUUGUGCUGCUGAUCCAGAACUCAAGGCAUCAGCUCAAAGGGCAUUUGUGACAUAUUUACGAUCAAUAUUCUUGAUGAAGAACAAGAAAGUAUUUGAUGUUCAUGCUCUAGACAUUGAAAAAUAUGCUAGCUCACUAGGGUUGGCUAUCGCACCAAAUGUAAGAUUCUUGAAAAAAGAUCAGAAAAGAAAAGAAGAAAAAGAAUCCAAGAAAAUAAAAAAGCCAGUUGAUUUAUCAAAACUGAAUAAACUGGAAUCUAGUAGUGAAGAAAGUGACAGUGGCAAUUCUAGUGAAAGCGAUGAUGAUGAUACUGAUGAUGAUACUGAUGAUGAUGAAAGUGAAAAUGAAAGUAAAACUGGUAUUAAAAGUGUAGAAAAUUCAAAUUCAGUGUCAUCAAACACUUCAUCUCUUUUAAAAUCAGGGAAAAUAACAAAGUCUGAAAUGGAAGUAACUAGUAGAAAUAAAUUGUUAGGAAAAGAUGUGCCAACAGUAGAAAACUCAGAAAGUUCUGAAAGUGAUGAUUCAGACAGUGAUGAGUUAGUAGAUAAUGAAGAUAUAGAUGACAGUGAAUUUAGUGAUAGUUCUGAAAGUGGGGAAUCUAGUGAUGAUAGUGAUAAUGAAAGUGAAACUGGCUUAAAGCAGGAAAAAACGGAUGAUAAUUCAGGAUUUCGGUUUGACAAUGAUGAUGAUGACGAUGAUGAGUUAUUUAAAGUGAAGCCAAAUGUGGAUAUUGAUGAUAUAUUAGCUAAAAAAGGGAUAGAUGUAGAGGAUGUGACAGAACCUGAGGAGAGUAAGUCACAGAAGAGAAAGAAAGCUCUCAAACAGAACAAGGAACUACAGGCACUUAAACUGUGGAGGAAAAACAUCAAAAUCAAUACCAAGGUCACCUUUGAUGAGGAGGGACAGGUUGAAGUAGAUCCUCAUAAGAUUCCUCAAGUUGAUGUGGAUAUAGAAAGACCUGAUGAUGUUGGUGGUAUAGAUAUAGCAAAGGCAAGAGAGAAAAUGAAAGCUGAAGAUGAAAUAGAUAAACAGAUUUACAGAGAGAAAAUAAAACAGAGACAUAGAGAGCAAAGAUUGAAAAGAAAGGAAGAAAACAGGGCUCAAAAACAGAGAGGAGUAAAACAAGAUGAAGAGGAAGAAGAAAUGGAGGCGAGAUUACCAUCAGAUGAUGAUGAUGAAAAAGCUGAUCCGCUUUCAUUUUUACCUGACCCAGAUAAAGUGUACGGCAGUACACAAUCAGACAGUGACUCGGAUAGUGACGGUCCUUCAUCGUCAAAGAGAGCAAAAUUAUCCAAUAAGUCUCAAAAGAUGGGAUUUAAUGCAAAUGUCAGUAAUGAUGAAUCAGAUGAUGAUGAAGAUGAUGACGAUGAUGAUUCCGGUGAUUCUGACUCUGGAAAUGUGAUGGACACUGAACUUUCUCUACAAGAUGAUGAAGAAAUAGCAUUGAGACUGUUACAAGGGAAGUAAUCCAAGUUUACAACAGAAAAAAAGAAGUUGUGAGAAUACUUAUGCUGAAACCGUGAUACGAACAAUAAGGAAUAUUUUCAACUGUUAUAUACCACAUAGAAGGCAGACAAGUUAUACUGGUAGACUAGUUGUUAAAUCAUGAACCUAUCAGAGUUGAGGUCAGACCAUGUUUUGUCAUAUGACACUAUAUGUAAUGGAGUAGACAUAGUUGCUGGAGAAGAUGACUACUGCUGCAGAAUACAGGAAUGAUAUUUUUAGAAGAAAGGGAAGGGUUCAAGUGUGAUAUAUUUUAUCUAUAUACAUGUAUCCAGUUUGGAUGACUGUGUCAUGACACUGCUUGUUGGCAUUGUGGCAGAAAUAUUUUAGAGGAGUGCAUCUGAGGUCAUUCUGCACCAUUGAAACUAGAAAUGUUAUUUUGUGGUAGUAUGACUUAAAAGGCCAUCAUGACUUAAGAUUCAACCUAAAGCAGUUGAGCGUUUCAUAUUGUGGUCUCUAAUUUGUGAAAUGUUCAAAAGAAAAACAAGACUUUUGAAUGAUAUUUAAUAGAAAUUACAAAAUUUUAUUCAUGGAAAUACACAAUUAUAUGUAAAUAUAUAUUCAUGAUGAAUCAACAUGAGAACAAGAUCUAUAUUGUUAUCAAAAUAGAUUAAUCCUGCUAUGUGAAACUGGGCAAGAAACAGUUAUUAUACAUGUAUAGAGUUAUGACAGAUCAGCGUUAAAUGUUCGGAGUACAUCUUACCCAUAUAACCACUAUAGGGCAAGAUCAGCCUAAAGUCUCAUCAGGCUGAUAUUAAAAGACCCUAUAUUAAAAAUGGACAGGUACAAAUUAAGAGCUGGGUAAGUCCAUCACACAAAUUUAUCUGGGUCAAGCUUAAAUAAUAUCAGGAAAUGAUUGUUUUGCUACAAGAAAUACGUUUUGUUACAAGAAAUAUUAUGUAUACAUUCUUGAUUAUCAAAUAAAUGGGAAAUGGUAUACAAAGUUGUUUAGUUUUUUUUUGUGUUUGUGUAUCAAACACACAGCUAUUAUGUGUAUGAUAUCAAGUGAGUAUGUUAAAUUUAUAUUUGUGUGUGUUUGUAAUAAUAUUGA
Ruditapes philippinarum (Manila clam) is the source of this 3904-nucleotide messenger RNA. Its product is annotated as probable ATP-dependent RNA helicase DDX10. The record is from RefSeq and is a predicted model, not a curated record. The coding region runs from base 25 to 2817 and encodes 930 amino acids. Gene Ontology annotation, biological process: rRNA processing. Gene Ontology annotation, cellular component: nucleus. Lineage: Eukaryota; Metazoa; Mollusca; Bivalvia; Venerida; Veneridae. The transcript has 18 exons. Gene Ontology annotation, molecular function: nucleic acid binding; ATP binding; RNA helicase activity.